AUGCAGCUUCCCCCACCCAUCGAAGCUUUGUCAUGGGCAAUGCCAGCAGAACUUCUGAGACCCUGGCUAUCAUGCUACAAUGCAGUAGGUGCCGAGACGGCAGCAGAUCUGACGCCAUCGCUGGAGGCCAUGCAGGUGCGACUUUUGGAGCAACUUGAGCAGAAGCUCUUGGCUUUGGGCUUCGUGGUGUCGCGUCUGACCUUGGCGCGCAGAACGCCUCAGCGGUCGGCUGAUCAGGUGGAGCGCUGGGGCGAGCGCUUGGAAGCACGAAUGCUGGAAGUUCUGAACACCAAAGUUGAGGAAGUGGCAGCAAGCCUCCGCACCGCCAUGAGAGCCGAGCAGGCACCCGUUGCAUUGCACCAGUGCUGGGAGUGCCGUGCAGCCAGCUUGCUCAAGGACCCAAACACGGGCAAAAAGCCUGCCACCCAGGCAGGCGCCAAGCCGGAGCAUACACCGAAGAAGUCCCUCCGUGAGAAGUUCGGCCUCGCGGACCCCAAGUACGACGAGAAGAUCGAACUCCUGAAACGAGAAGACGGUGCAGAAGCCAAGUACGCGAAAGCGCUGGAGAUCUCCGGAGGAGAAGAAAAGCUGCGAAGCUUUCAGGACCUGAGUAACGAGCUGCAGAGGAAGCAUGGCCUCCACGAGGAGCAGAAAGGCAUCAUUGAAACCGGCGAGCGCGCCGCACGUAGCGUCAAGGUGAAUUUCCAGCCCUUCUUUCCCACUCUGGAUGAGCUCUUUGAGUUUGCGCACAAGCACAAACAUCAUUUCUUCGACCUUGUGGAUAGGGUCGCGACAGCCACUCAUGGUACCUGUGCAAGGCCUGAGCUGAAAGGCAAAGAACGCUGCGAGUCAAAGGCAAAGUUUAAGUACAUGGAUGCCGCCGGCAACAUCGAAUGGCACAGACUUACUGACAUCGUUCGAGACACGCUCAGCUACGAGAACUUGGAAGAUAUGUACCAUGGACUGAAGCUGAUCGAUGAGGACAAAAACGUUGAAAUCGUGGAGUUUAACGACCGGUAUCAGACUCCAUUGGAUGGCGGAUACCGCGACCUCCAGCUUACGCUUCGAGUGCAAGGUGAGUUGGUCUGUGAGCUGCAGCUUACAACAAAGUACAUGCUCUUCAUCAAGGAGUCGAGUGGACACAGGGUGUUCGAGAUCAAGCGACAGCUCAUCGCCGAUGUAGCGGCCAACAGCGAGCUGGCAUGUCAGAAAACACUCCUCUGGGCUGGAAAGGACGCAAAGGCUGUGCUGCGGGAGAAGAAGAAGCCCAUGCUCCACAUAGCAGCUUCGCAGGGCAACUCCCGCAUGGUGCAGCUCUUCCUUCAGCACGGGGCGGAUGUAGACCUUGAGGAAGAGACUACUCAGCGCACGGCCCUGCACGAGGCGAUGGCCAAGGGGCACGCUUGCGCAGCAUGGGCCCUGAUCUCGGCGGCUGCGAAGCAAGACGUCGAGGAUGCAGACGGGCAGACGCCCCUCUUGCUCGGACUCUUGCGCCAGCGCGUGGACCCCGAGAGCGAGGCCGUGGCGAGGUGCGUCUCGAUGUUGUCUCAGAGGUUGGGCCUGGAGGAGUUGCGGCGAGCCAAGCAGAAGUUCAGCGAGGUGGUGCAACAACGGCUCAAGAACAGCUCGGAGCUCGUCAGUGCGGCCUACGACAACAAUGUGCAGAAAGUCGUCGAGCGCCUGCGCACGUGGGCGAACCCCAACAGCAUCACGAACGACGGGAAGCACGCGCUCCACCGAGCGCUGGCUCAGGGCCACACUGCCGUGGCCAGGCAGCUGCUGACCUAUAAGGCCGACAUCUAA
Molecule: messenger RNA, 1803 nt
Organism: Symbiodinium necroappetens
Lineage: Eukaryota; Dinophyceae; Suessiales; Symbiodiniaceae
Source: the annotation of a GenBank genome assembly